AUGGAUCGUCGUCCGCUAACGUUGGUUGAGAAAAUCAUUGCCGCCAACGCCAUCGACAUCGAGUCUCUCGAUGAUGUGAGGCCAGGCAAUGUUGUUGUCCUUCGUGUCUCCUGGGUACUGUCGAGUGAAGCAUCCUGGGUGGGUAUCAAUAAGACGUACUCACAGCUUGGUCGUCCCCAGGUUCACCGUCGAGAUCGCAUAUGGCUUGCACAGGACCACACCGUUGACCCGAGAGUCAACUCUCGUCCUGAAGUGAAGCGGACCAUUGAUCUUGCGGAGGCGGCAGCCAAGGAGAUUGGAAUCGUCGACUACUACGGGCCGAACUAUACUAUUAUGCAUACUGAAUUUUGUCGUGAGAGAGCACAGCCAGGCCAAGUGAUUGUCGGCUCGGAUUCUCACACCUGCUCUGCUGGAAGUCUCGAAGCUCUAGCAAUUGGGCUUGGUGCUGCAGACGUGACAAUACCGAUGAUCACUGGCGAAACAUGGCUUAAUAUCCCACCCGUUUUAGGGAUCAAAUUCAUUAACCAGCCACCCUUCGGCAUUGGCGGAAAAGACAUCAUCCUGUACGUCCUUGGUCGACUGAAAAGAAACACUGUGGCUGCCGGGAGAGCAGUUGAAUUCAUGGGUCCAGGCUUAAAGUAUCUAUCUGCCGAUGCGCGCUUUGCCAUAUCGAAUAUGGUCACUGAAUUUGGUGGCAUUGCAGGCGUCUUUGUUCCUGAUUCCAUCAUAUCCGCCUAUCUCAGUCGCCGCAAGGAUACUAGACAUCAAGAUUGUGCACUCUAUUUUCAACCUGACCCAGGGGCCCAGUAUGCCGAGGUUUUUGAGAUCGAUCUAACCAGCGUGGGCUCUCUCGUGGCGCUCUAUCCAAGCUCGGAUAACAUUGUGCCUGUCGGUGAAGUCCUUGGGAAAGAGCUCGACGGCUGCUUUAUUGGAGCUUGCACAACUGCCGAGGAAGAUUUGAUUCUGGCUGCUCUGGUACUUCGCCAGGGGUUCAAGGCGGGCCUGGAGCCGAAUGGCAAAGGAAAGCGGAAGGUAACGCCUGGAUCCAUUCCGAUUUUGAACCGUCUCCGUGAUCUGGGUCUACUAUUAUGGUUCCAACGAGCUGGAUUCGAGAUCGGCGCCCCUGGAUGCUCAUACUGCGUUGGGGUGGCAGCAGAUGUAGCAGGGGAAGGGGAGGUUUGGCUCUCAUCACAGAAUAGGAACUUCCCUUAUCGGAUGGGCCCAGGUUCGUAUGCAAACCUUGCAUCAGCCGCAACCGUGGCUGCAUCUUCCUUCUCGAUGAAAGUCACCGACCCAUCUUCUCUCCUCAACGGAAUCAACCGUCAUGAAUUCGACAAAAUUCGACAGUUGUGGGUCGACGAACUCUUGCCAGUGAGGUAUUCUGAGCCAGUAUUGAAAACUGGCAUGAUAAGCUCCUCUUCCCAGGAGGACCUACGCCCGACGAAGACCCAAACCGAGACAAAUAUUCGGAUAAUACCCGAGGGUCAACAAGUCAUCAAAGGGAAAUGUAUUUUGUUCGGUGAUAACGUUGACACAGACGCGGUGAGUCAAUCUCAUUCCAGAACCACCACACAGCCUUAUGAAAUUUUGGUUCGCGACCGUGGCCUCAACAUCGUCGUGGCGGGUAAUGCAUUUGGCUGUGGCUCUUCGCGUGAGGAGGCUCCUCGUGCUCUUAAAGGGUCUGGCGUCAAGGCAGUCAUUGCCAAAUCAUUCGCUUUCAUCUAUUCUCGCAAUCAUCAAACCUGGCGUUGUUGGGGAUUGUGA
Messenger RNA from Cladophialophora psammophila CBS 110553, 1764 nucleotides. RefSeq lists its product as uncharacterized. The coding region runs from base 1 to 1764 and encodes 587 amino acids. The transcript is spliced from 3 exons. NCBI's taxonomy places the organism in Eukaryota, Fungi, Ascomycota, Eurotiomycetes, Chaetothyriales, Herpotrichiellaceae. The record is from RefSeq and is a predicted model, not a curated record.